UUGUCGCGAUUUCUUAAUCGCCUGACAUGGGAACAUUGGAUGGGAUGGUUUUGCUUAAACCACCAGUACUUCCAAAAGUCGUACCUGCUGGGAUGAUCGGACACGGGGCACAGAACUAAAUCGAUUCCACCGGAAAUGUCGCAGCAAGUUUUUCAAGUGCAAACAUCGCAGCAUUGUAGCAAUGGCUGGCUGCAUGCACACCACGACUGGUGGUUUGCCGAUCGGAAGUUUGAGUUGGUCAUUCUUUUACUCGCACGACUGGAAUCGAGUGGAGGACGAGAGAGCUGCUGACGAACGCUCGAUGAAGUUGCCGCGUGUUCUCGACGAAGUUCCUUGUAUUGUACUUUCUAGUAAGUUUCUAGUACUUUCUAGUAUCUACCUGUUCUUGUGGACCUGCCCGGUUAUGGGAAUGCUGGAAAGACGCAGUUGGAAAGACGACAGAGAUUCAGGUAGGCGUCAUGUGUGAAUGCUGCCGGUUUUAGAGGUGGGGGGAACAGUGGAUGACUUCUUGAAUCUCUUUGGUUUUUGGACUUGAAAACUUCAUAAAAGUCAAAAGUUAAAAAGGUAAAAGAUGGUUUACGUCAGUGGUGAUGGACCGAUGGUUGAAUUCGCGUCCGCAUUCAGGAUCGAGUGAUAUUAGCUCUGUUACCUCCAGCAUCGGCGAGGUCCUUCAUAUUUCAAAAGGUCCUCUUCUGCAUAUUUGACGAUCAUUGUUUCUAUGUACGGGCCAGCCUGUUGUCGGGUUUCAUAUGUACUCUAUGGGACAAUUUUCCGGUUUCAUACGUAUUCAAGGGGGAACAAUUUUCUUCAGGUGAAAAUCGCACACCCUACGCUGGUGGUUUAUGACCUUCUAAUUAACCACGGCUGCGUCCAUUUUUUCCUCACAACCCGGAAAUGGAAGCGGGGUACGGUGGUUGGUUUCUGCUAAAGCUUCUGAAAUGCUGAGCCUGAAUCUCCAAGUUUUCUCUAUCGGUUUAGCGAAACGCAGAGGUAGUGAUGAUGUUUGAAUUGCCCGGUACGGCGUCAGGAACGACGGAUUUCCUUGGACCUAGGGGAUAUGGAAAACGCAAUAGAGAUGGAGAUGGAGAAGAUGCGGACUUGUCUCUGCCAUCCCGUGCUGGCUGUUUUGAUAAGAGAGAGGUCCGGUUAUGGCCCGCCGAAGCAGCAGGUGACCGCAGCGGAACAACUAUGUACCUGGAAGAUGGAAGUCGAUUGACGCGGUGCUGCGUUGUUUCUUUCGACUCUUCCGGUCGUUUGCUCGAGAGAGCUUUCCAGAUAUGGCCGCGGAAGCGGGUGACGGAGUUUCAGCAGCUCUCGAUUAGAUGUACAGAACGAGGGAUGAUGUUUGGGUUUCCCAAUUUCGCCUCGGUGAGGAACGGUGGAUGUCUUUGGACCUCUGCGAUAUGGAUGAUAAUGCGGGCGCUCACUUGUUUCGGCCAAGUUUCCACCCGUUCCGAUGGAAACGUGUCCAACCGGUUGAAGUGAUAAAAUAGCUACUACUACUGUACAGCGAUGUUGGUCUUUUAGGUGUGAAGCUGUUGCGCGUGGAAAACUUGUCUAAGACGACUUGGAAGCAGCUGGCAGCAUUCCAUCUGUUUCCAUCUGUUUCCACGAAAGAGCUUGUCCGGCUACGAUGUCAGAAGCUGGAGGCAGCGUUUGGGAUGGGGCUCGAUUAUAGAUCGCGAUGGUUGAUUUGUGUCCGAUCUACGGUCAGUAACGCUGGAUUGCUUUGGGACCUCUUGGAUACGGAAAGAUGAGGGAGGCGCUGAAUUGUUUCUCGGACAUGAUCGACUGUGUCGAAGAAUUGUGCCGUUGCCCUUGGGCUGCGUGUGCACGUGAUCGCGAUGGUUGAUUUGUGUCUACGGUCAGUACCGCUGGAUUGCUUUGGGACCUCUCGGAUACGGAAAGAUGAGGGAGGCGCUGAAUUGUUUCUUGGACAUGAUGGACUGUGUCGAAGAAUUGUGCCGUUGCCUUUGGGCUGUGUGUGCACGUGCUUGGGUCUAGACGAUAGAAUUGCGAUUCGUCGUUCGCUUCUUGAUUCUAUCCUGGCACUCACUCCGCUUGCCAGAGUCGCCUGGUGUAGCAGCGACUCGUCGCCAAACUCACCUGGCUCACGUUUUGUAACUUGCAAACACUUGGGCUGUGUGUGCACAUGCUUGGGUCUAGAUGAUAGAAUUGAGAUUCGCGGUUCGCUUCUUGAUUCUAUCCUGGCACUCGCUCUGCUCGCCAGAGUCGCCUGGUGUAGCAGUGACUCGUCGCCAAACUCACCUGACUCGCGUUUGUACUCGUCGCCAAACUCACCUGACUCGCGUUUGUAUCUUACAAACACGUGUGCUAUUGUCAGGUAAGUUUUCUGGUUGUUUCCACGGAAGAACUUUCCGGUUACGUCUUUCGGAGCAGCAGGUGGUGGUGGCGUUCGAAUGAAUCGACUAUGAUAUAGAAUCGUAGGUGUGAAUUGCCGGAUUUCAACGCCGCGGUUGGGCAAUUUUUAACACUGCGUUCGAAUUGGCCGACAUUUGGAAAAAUUCGACAGGUCAACAAUAGGGACGGAGGAUUUCCUACCUUCUUCCCCCGAAUAGAAUGCAUGGUCAUUAUAGCUGUAUCUAGACUGGAAGAUGCCUCAAAUACAGCUAUAAUGACCGUACGUUGUAUUCGGGGGAAGAAGGUAGGCAGGUGCUUCAUGGAUGUUGAAGACAGUGGGAGAGUUGCCGAGGAGAAGUCUACGAAAUUUCUCGGUUGUUUCAAUGAGAAGGAAUUUCUGGUUGCGGCUGUGGAAGCAAGUGGUGGCGUGUGGUGGCUCGAUUGGAUGCUUGUACGUCACAAACUGAUGGUUUCAAAUCAAGGAAGGAUUUUUCUGUGAUGGUGGGUACCUUCUGAAUCUAGACGUAUGUUUCCUCUGUAGUACAUGUUGAAUAAGAUGAUGUUACCAGGGUUUCGCUGACAGUUUGUGCAUGUGAAAUCAGCGAGAUUGGGAAGUAGAGAGAAGUAGAGAGCUAGGUGGAGUCCCCUGACAAGGACAGGCCUUUAUCUUUCGAUUGGUUUAUUUUUCUGUAAUAUAACCUUUCUGUGAGCAGUGAUUUAAAUUUUUAACAAAUUCAAACCACCCGC
Molecule: messenger RNA, 3108 nt
Organism: Chara braunii
Lineage: Eukaryota; Viridiplantae; Streptophyta; Charophyceae; Charales; Characeae
Source: the annotation of a GenBank genome assembly